This is a messenger RNA of Phalaenopsis equestris, 1654 nucleotides long. Its product is annotated as glycine-rich cell wall structural protein-like. NCBI's taxonomy places the organism in Eukaryota, Viridiplantae, Streptophyta, Magnoliopsida, Asparagales, Orchidaceae. The record is from RefSeq and is a predicted model, not a curated record.
GAUCAGGAAGAUGCUAUCAGCUCAGUGGUCGCCGGCCAUGGUUUCUUCUAGCGGACGCUCCCCUGUUUGCUUCUUCCUGCUUUUCGUUGUAGCGUCUCACUUGAGCUUUCUAGCCCUUGCCAACUUCGAUAGAUUUGGGCAUGGGCCCUUCGACCAUGGCCCUCCCUGCGGCUUUCACUUCCGCGGCUGUCCGGGUGGGCCUGGAGGAGGAAGAUCUGGGGGCUUUGGAGGCUUAGGUGGUGGUGCGGGUGGAGGAGUUGGGGGUGGCAGCAGACUUGGUGGUGGUGGCGGUUUUGGCGGGGGAGUUGGCGGGGGCUCUGGCCUUGGCGGCGGUCAUAGUGAAGGAUUUGGUGGUGGAGGUGGAAUUGGUGGCGGACUUGGUGGUGGUCAUGUUGGAGGAUUUGGUGUUGGAAGUGGUGUGGGUGGUGGAGCGGGAGGAGGACUUGGCGGUGGUGGCGGUGGCCUCGGUGGCGGUAAUGGUGGAGGAUUUGGUGUUGGAGUUGGUGUAGGUAGUGGUGGAGGAGGUGGAAUUGGUGGUGGAGGUGGCAGUGGCAGUGGGCUUGGUGGUGGUCAUGCUGGAGGAUUCGGUGUUGGAGGUGGUGUGGGUGGUGGAGCGGGAGCAGGACUUGGUGGUGGUGGCGAUGUUGGAGGUGAUGGUGGAGGUGGGCUUGGGGGGGGUGAUGGUGGAGGAUUUGGUGUUGGAGGUGGUGUAGGUAGCGGUGGUGGAGGUGGAAUUGGUGGGGGCGGGGGUGGUGGGCUUGGUGGUGGUCACGGUGGAGGAUUCAGUGUUGGAGGAGGCGUGGGUGGUGGAGCGGGAGCAGGACUUGGUGGCGGUGGUGGAGGAUUUGGUGUUGGAGGUGGUGUAGGUAGCAGUGGUGGUGGAGGUGAAAUUGGUGGUGGUGGCGGCGUUGGAGGUGGCGGUGGUAGUGGGCUUGGUGGUGGUCAUGCUGGAGGAUUCGGUGUUGGAAGUGGUGUGGGUGGUGGAGCGGGAGCAGGACUUGGUGGUGGCGGCAGUGUUGGAGGUGGUGGUGGAGGUGGUCUUGGUGGUGGCCAUGAAGGAGGGUUUGCAGGCGGGGCAGGGUUUGGUGUUGGAGCGGGAGGAGGCGGUGGUAGUGGAGUUGGUGGAAGUGGAGGCUUAGGUGGAGGUGGUGGUGGUGGAGUUACCGGUGGUGGCGGUUCGGGAGGAGGCGUUGGGGGAGGUAGCGGUGGUGGACUUGGUGGUGGUGUGGGAGGAGGUGGUGGACUUAGUGGUGGUGUAGGAGGAGGCGUUGGAGAGGGUGGUGGCUUUGACGGUGGUAGAGGUGGUGGCAUUGGUGGCGGUGCAGGAGGAGGAGUUGGGGGAGGUAGCGGUGGUGGGCUUGGCGGUGCUGUGGGAGGAGAUGUUGGAGGGGGUGGCGGGUUUGGUGGUGGUGCAGGAGGAGGUGGAGGUUUAGGUGGUAGUUGUGAUGGUUGUGGUGGAGGGGUGGGUGGUGGCUUUGGUGGCGGAGGAGUUGCCGGUGGAGGCCUGGGACACGGUGGAGGAAUAGAGGGCGGUAGUGGCCAUGGCAUCGGUGGUGGAGGUGGGGUAGGAGUCGGAAUUGGUGUUGGAAUCGGGAUUGGGGUCGGGGUCGGGGCUGGAGCACGUGAAGGUGGGGGUGUUGGUGGGAAACAAUGA